AUGUUUACUAAAAGUGUACUAGUUUUCGCUGUGGUGUUAUACAAAGCAGUUUUGUUAUACGCAUCCAUUGAAGGAUCUGAAACGAACACUGUACCUGAAGUGAGGGAAAUCAAAAACUUUUCUAACACAGAACGUACUGGACGCACACUACAUAAGGAAUGCAAUGGAAGCCUUAACGCGAAGUGUAUUAAAAUCCAUGUGCUAUCGUUCCUAGAAGAUUUAAGUUCUCGCGAUGAACUGAGCCUACUUCCUGGAUUGAGUAUCGUCAGAGAGAGUAAAGCUAACAGCAGCAGUGCAGAAGAAAUAGCUGCUGAGAUAUCCAGGCAGUUCCCUGGAAAGCCAGAUGAAAAGCUUAAUAGGUUUUUGCUUUACCGGCUACAGGAUUACUUAGAUAAUCAUUCAUUGAGGUACAGGCUCUUAGAUCCUAAGACGACGAAGGAUGCUCUAAACAUGGCUAAGGGUGAUACAGCCAGUGUUGGGAGGAAAGGAGGCGGUGGUGGUGGUGGAUUUGGAGGUGGAAAAGGAGGCGGCGGUGGUGCUCUAGUGGCUGCAGCGUUGAUGAUGAAAGGAACCCUCGCUGCAGCUGCUUUGGGAGCUUUGGCGCUAUUAGCUGGUAAAGCAUUAAUGACAGCACUUAUGUCUCUUCUUCUAUCAGCCUUAGUAGGCCUUAAAGGCGGCGGCGGAGGCAAAUCAACAACCUACGAAAUCAUCACCAAACCAGAGGUAUCCCAUCACCAUUCGCACAGUCAUGAAGAACAUCAUGAACAUGAGCAUGGGCACCAUGUUAAACUAAACACCACCAAAUCUAUAGUCAGUGGCCCCUUUGAAUCUAACGAUACGCAAGAGUUAUCAGAUCAAAUCGACAAUACAGUGGACAACUUUUUCGAAAAUCAUUUGAUAAGGUUUAGCGCUUUGGGGAAAGAUGUUAUUCUACCACAUACGGUUGAAACAUUCGUGGGUAGAAAGAAGCGCAAAGGAGGUGGUGGUCACGGGGGUGGUGAUGAUGGUGGUAAGAAGAAAAUGUUCAUGAUGGCUAUGAUGUGUAUGAAAAUGAAAAUGAUGAUGAUGGUACCAGCGAUGAUGGGUAUGAUGGGCAUGAUGUCAUUCAAGGGUAUGAUGUUCAGCAUGAUGUCUUUUAUGAUGACCAAGUUAAUGCUCUUAAUGAAACUGUUGGAGAAGAAAGGCGGUGGAACCACCAGUUGGAGUAGCGGAGGUGACGCAGGUUGGGCGUCAAGCGGUGGAGCUGGAGCUUGGAUGCCAGCAGGAACAGCUGACUACGGGUCGGGGGGUUACGACUCAAACGGUCAGUGGCAGAGUAGAUCGAUAAUAGAAAUGCUGAGGGAUGAAAAAAUCAAACCUAAAAUGGUAUACAAGCCCAUUCCAUAUUUGAAAGCAGACAAUGCUUACCUAAACGACGUUAAACCGAAGUUAAGGAAAAGACGAAGUAUAAUCGAUACUCUACAUAACGCUUAUAUGUAUUGGAUUACAAAAUUCUUGGGCACACAGAAACAAAAUCCUAAAUUUAAAGUUAUUAACGGUGUCAAGUAUGUCUACCAACCCAACAAAUUAAGUAAACGGAUUCCAAAAUUAAAUAAAAACAACUUAAAGCAAUUAGUAAUUACAGAAGAGUUUAAUAAAGGUGAAAUAUCAGAACCCACUAAUGGAAGGAUGAUAAGAAGAAAAUUCAAUAAAAUGAAAAAAAAUGUUAAGGAGGCGGUCGAUGAAAAUCCGUGGGAAUGA
Messenger RNA from Leptosia nina, 1740 nucleotides. Lineage: Eukaryota; Metazoa; Arthropoda; Insecta; Lepidoptera; Pieridae. The record is from the annotation of a GenBank genome assembly.